Messenger RNA from Gopherus evgoodei (Goodes thornscrub tortoise), 739 nucleotides. RefSeq names its product goosecoid homeobox 2 (gene GSC2). Gene Ontology annotation, biological process: regulation of transcription by RNA polymerase II. Gene Ontology annotation, molecular function: RNA polymerase II cis-regulatory region sequence-specific DNA binding; DNA-binding transcription factor activity, RNA polymerase II-specific. Bases 192 to 524 code for a protein of 110 amino acids. Gene Ontology annotation, cellular component: nucleus. The transcript is spliced from 2 exons. The record is from RefSeq and is a predicted model, not a curated record. NCBI's taxonomy places the organism in Eukaryota, Metazoa, Chordata, Testudines, Testudinidae.
UGAUCCAUCAUGAAUCAUCGAGAGGAGCUCAAGCAGAGUCUGAGUAUGCUGCCUCCACAGCAGCCCCAACUUAGGCCUACAUGGAAUUGAAGCGGGGCCGGCCUUUCUUCAGAGAACGCUUUGUUUUGGUUCUGUAAUCAAACUGGUAAAUUCUAACUCUCCUUUUAUUAGACACCAGAUUCCCCUGGCCCAUGAGGCUAAUUCAUCCCACUGCCAGGGCAUGUAAGAAUCUUCAUGGGAGCCAGAACGAGCUGCAGACCUUCCAUCAGAUCCAAAGGCGGACCCGUCGGCACCGGACCAUCUUCACUGAAGAUCAGCUACAGGCCCUGGAGGCUCUUUUCAACCAGAACCAGUACCCAGAUGUUAUCACCAGAGAGCACCUGGCCAACCGCAUCCAUUUGAAGGAGGAGAGAGUAGAGGUUUGGUUUAAAAAUCGACGGGCCAAGUGGAGGCAUCAGAAAAGAGCUUCUGCUUCAGCUCUGCUCCUUCAAGGCACCAAGAAACCCUCGGAGGAGAACUGCUAAGGGACUGACACUAAAGGCUCACAGGGUUACUGUGAAAAGCACCAGUUGCCCUGAUCCACUGGUUUUGCAGCGAGGUUGGACAGAUGGAAGAGGAGUGGGUCUGGAAAGGGAAAGCAGUGAGGGAAUCUUCUGAUUCGAUGAGAUAAAGGGCAGGUAAAGGUAGGUGCGGUAUUUUCAAGUCCUUAGCUUUUUCAUCCAAAAAAAGUUCAUCUCAU